Molecule: messenger RNA, 4301 nt
Organism: Passer domesticus (house sparrow)
Lineage: Eukaryota; Metazoa; Chordata; Aves; Passeriformes; Passeridae
Gene: ERI3
Product: ERI1 exoribonuclease family member 3
Exons: 8
Coding region: 2047-2823 (258 amino acids)
Biological process (GO): exonucleolytic trimming to generate mature 3'-end of 5.8S rRNA from tricistronic rRNA transcript (SSU-rRNA, 5.8S rRNA, LSU-rRNA)
Molecular function (GO): 3'-5'-RNA exonuclease activity; nucleic acid binding
Source: RefSeq, a predicted model, not a curated record
UCAUUUUUUUUCCCUGUGGUUGAAUAUUAGGGUCAACACUUUCCCUGGCAGAUUUUCUGGGUUGUAUGGAAACCAUGGCCCACUGUAGCUGCUACCCUGCUUGGAGCCUUUGCCAGAGUACUGGCUUUCUUUUAACACUUUUGGAAGUCAUUUGUGAAGAUCAAAAGUUACCAGUGUAUUGAGCAAUGCAAAGCUUGUUUCCCUGUAUCCAGGCUGAGAUUCAUUUGGCACUCUCAGGUGUUAACCUUCAUUUUUCAGAUAAUGAAGGUGUGCAGCUGUGUAAGUGGUUUGAACAACUGUGGUAUACAUGUGUAUGAAAAUGAAGUAAUUAUGCAUGCCAGAUACCAUCAAACAAAGGGUGGCCUACUAUGUCUCCUUUCCACUGAAUUAGGCCAGUGUGCAAUAGUAGCUUUCACUGACUAGAUGUGUAGUAGCUACAAAUCUCUAGCUGUGGCAGUGGGAGCUGUGCUGAGGAUUGAGAGUACUGAAGUGCCAUAAAUUGCAGAACUCAUCUCAAAGACCUGGGCUGGGAAAGUUUGAAUGAGAACUAAGGCCUGUUGUUUUUUGACAGCGAAUGGAUUGACCAUUGGAACGAGCUGUGUGGAGGUAGAGGGGAACCUCCAUUCUUCGUGCUGCAAUUCAAGGCCACAAACUUUUCUGAAAGAUGUUCAAGCCUUUGGGCUCGACUAAGGAAAUGGAAACUUUAGGGCCAGCAUUACGUGAGGUUGAGACCAGAUGGGCUGAUGGGCUUUGUGAAUUCAGGUUUAAUGUGUCUAUGCUGCUAGAGCCAAGAUAACUAACUUGUCCAUUCUCUGCAAAGUGCCAUGUGUCAUCCCAGGUGUGUCUGUCCUGGUGUGAGUACAUGGUUUGAUGAGCAGCUGAGCUGACCAACAGCCCCAAUGGCUCAUCUCAUUCCUGCUUUUGCCAGUGUGGACUCAUCCUCUUCUUGGAGUUUUGGUAUUCAUCCACCCUGGCCCUGAGCUAAUUCAUCUCACUAAACCAGCCAGAAACUAUAAUCUUGUUUUAAUUGUGUUUUAUUCUGGCUGUGUUAGUCCCUUUUAUAGGUUCCUGUGGUUGAAUUGGCUUGCAGAAGGGCCAGACAGGCUCAGGAACUGGUGUAACAUAAUCAGCAGGAGAGCAAGACCGAGAGGGAAGGACAGGCCUGCCUCCUUUUGGCCUCCCAGAACUGUUGGCUUGGUUAGCCUCAUUUGUGUAGUUUCACACUGGUGCAUUUUCUUAUGGCUCCCACGCAGAGGCAGGAGACUGGACUAGAGGAUUUUUGGUCUGAUCCUGUGAAACUGUUCUUUUCCUUAAUAGCAGAUCUGUUCUUCCUCUUUGGCUUUUGCUGUAUGUGUCCCUGUUAAUGCUUCUUUGUUUUAAUUUUUGUUCUUUCCUUUCUCUACAUUUCUUCUAAGUGACCAGUCCUUUGCUGUGUGGAACUUCUUCAGACUCCAGCUUAGACCCGUUUGCUCAUCUGCAGUUACUCUUGGAGAAGGUUUAAAAAUACACAGCAAAGCCUGUCUUAGGAGACCAGUCAAGGAGCUGACGAAAGUGGGUUGCCUAGCAGAGGUGGCCUAAUAAAAUUGGAGUGGAAUUGUACUGUGCAUCUUUGGGACGGCUUCUGGGUGGUCUGUUCAGACAAAUUCAUGUCCUGCUGGUGUGGAGUCUCAUGUGGGUUUCACUGUGUUGUCAAGUGAACUGAGAUGUGUUUGUUUCCCAGCUUUGUAGGGUGCCAUAGCUCCAGCAAGUGCUUCCCUAAGUAAUCAGCGCCUUCAGCCUUGCACAUUGUGAUCUCACAAGCCAUCGCGUCUGUGAUGUCACAAUGGAAGAGAUUCUGGUGCUCUGACAUGUGGGGUCGUGCCUUUGACAAAUCAGCCAAGGAACCCAGCGGCAAGAAUGAGCUCAAGAAAUGGGAGAGACCUUCCUUAACCCAAGAGUGCCCUCCAUCCUUUAGUCAGCCUUUUCUGUGUUCACUUAUCUCUUCCCUAAUGGCCAUACAGAGGGAAACCAGUGCCUGUAUAGGUUUCAGAUGCCUCUGGAUGUUCAAUGAUAGCACUUCUCCAUACUGGAGCAGCAAAGUUUCCCCCAAACUUACUUUCAAGGUCAAGACAAGCUGUGUCCCCCCUCUUCCCAGCUGGUGUUCUUGAAGGGUUCCGCUCCAUCGUAAGCAGGAAACUGGCGUCCCACGGCUUUGGAGCUUCCAUGGCAGCAAUGUCAUCCUUCCCUCCACAGAGAUAUCACUACUUCUUAGUGCUGGAUUUUGAGGCUACAUGUGAUAAACCGCAGAUUCAUCCUCAGGAAAUCAUCGAAUUCCCGAUCCUGAAGCUGAAUGGCAGGACGAUGGAGAUCGAAUCCACCUUUCACAUGUAUGUUCAGCCUGUGGUGCAUCCCCAGCUUACGCCCUUCUGUACAGAGCUGACUGGGAUUAUUCAAGGCAUGGUGGAUGGGCAGCCGAGCCUCCAGCAAGUGCUUGAGAGGGUUGACGAGUGGAUGGCAAAGGAAGGCCUCUUAGAUCCCAGCGUCAAGUCGAUUUUUGUGACCUGUGGAGACUGGGAUUUGAAAGUGAUGUUACCAGGACAAUGCCAAUAUUUAGGGCUGCCGGUUGCUGAUUACUUCAAACAGUGGAUUAAUCUGAAAAAGGCGUACAGCUUUGCCAUGGGGAGUUGGCCAAAGAACGGGCUCUUAGACAUGAACAAAGGACUGAACCUACAGCACAUAGGGAGGCCUCACAGCGGGAUAGACGACUGCAAGAACAUUGCCAACAUCAUGAAGACACUGGCCCAUAGAGGCUUCAUCUUCAAGCAGACCUCCAAACCUUUUUGAUCCCCGAGGCAAGCCAGGCAAGGGCUGCAUGCGCCCGGUGCCGGCGAGGCGGGGAGGACGGGCUCCAGCAUUAAAAAAAAACCCGGCAACCGAGGCCAGAGGAACCGACACAAAAAAAAUCUCAAUUUCAGCUGUUAACUCCAGUAGAGGUUGUAUAUAUGGGAAGGCAAAUCUGUGUAGACCUGAUGUGACUCCCUCUCUGGGCUGCUCCGGACAUUAUGCCAUGCUAGCGGACAGCCGCGUAGGGCGCUUGCACCACAUUUUAGACUUGUAGUUCGUUCUUUUUCUUUGGCUCCUGAUUUCCGUCCCUCCCUCCAUAUCCCACCCCGUCCUCCCUCUCCCACCCCGUAGCCAGAGCAUCCCCCAUCUCCACCCUGGCAUGGGCCAUACCCACCUUCCCUUCUUCUUUCUCUUCUCUGGUUUUAUGUUUUCAGGCCUCGACGGCUGCUGCAGCGAUGCCGGCGUGUGCCUGCACUCGGGCAGCACUCACGGAGGCUCAGUGUGUCGAGACGGCCCCUCGCCCUCCCCGCCAGCUCCCCCCGCCUCUCCCCUGAGCGCCUUUUCCCCUUUUUGAGUCAACACUAACCCCUCUCUGACUCCUGUAUGUGACAAACGCGAUCCGUCUCUUUAUGUUCAAGGUGAAGUGCCUGUAUUCUCCGCUGCAGAGCCCCUGGCAGCCCCGCCGUGGGCUGCAGGGUCCCGGAGGGCUCCCUUCAGUGAGGCAGGGGCCCAGCGGACAGGCGGGCGGCAGGAGGGAGGUGACAGUGUCCGCAUGGAGCCCCGUCCCGUCCCCGUUCCGUCUGCUCGUGCCUCUUGCGGGGCUGGGCGGGAUGCCCGGCCCUGCCUCGUCCCUGCCGAUCAAUUCCAGCUCCAUGGGGGACAGGCCCGCCACAGCACCGUGUCCGUGUCCGGUGGUGGACGUGCCAGCGCGCGCUGGCCCCCGGCCCACAGGUACCUGAGCAGGGGAGCUGCAAAUUGCCCCAGGCCCCUGAGCGUGCUCCCCACCAACCUCCCUCGGUUCCGAGCUGAGGCUCAGCCCCCACGUGCUGUGCCCCUCACAGGUCCCCGCGGACGCUCAGCAGCAGCUGGCUUGUUGCCUGAGAGAGUUGCCGAGCACAUCCCCUCCGGCUGGGUGCGCUCCCGGCUGGCCAGGGCGGUUGGGGGGAGCCGUGGGGCGGGCUGAGGGCGCACGUCCUCUCGGUGUCACCCGGCCCCAGGGCCCUGCUGAACGGAGCCCUCGUCCGGGCACUGACCUGCAGGGAGGCUGCAGCCCCAGGCCCGUGCAUGCAUGGCCUGGAGCGAAGCCGGUGACGGCAGCCAGAAGGGCAAUACAGGCACUGAACUUGGCGGUACAUGACUGCAUGGUGUGUGGUGUUCCAGUUAAACCAACCGAUAAUGCAACCCCAGCAUUUUCAUUGUCUAGUUAUUCCAAUCCUUGCUGUAAAUGUGCCACAUGAAUAAAGUUUGGGGGUAAAGGA